GUCCUUUCCUAUCCUGGUACUAGAUCCUCAAUGAAUUCAUGAGGAUGAGAAUCUUUCUUGACAUUUUUGUGAUGGUUCCUAUGAAUGACUUUCCGUUCCAUGUAUUAACAGCCGAUCUCGAGAACUAAUAGAAGAGUUCAAAACAAGAGGAAGAGUGAAUGAGAUUUUCUAUUUUCAACCGAGUUUUUGUUUUUUCUUAAUCGAUACGAUUACGACAAAGUUAUUAUACAUCAAGAUGUCCAGCACCGGUAAUAAGCCCGAGAUGGAAGCGAAAAUCCGUUCCUGGAUUUUGGGUUUUUUGGAAGACUCGAAGGUGAACGGCACGCUGGAGGAGUUGCGGAUGAAGAGUCUGUACCAAAUUCUCCAAGCGCACAACGUGCCAUCGUGGGAAGAGUACAAGCCGUUUGUUAAAGAAGUCGUUGCCGAUUUCACCGCGAAACACAACGAGGAAGCCGAGGACACGGGUGAAGAGCCACUGCCGGCGUUGAAAAAACAAAAAGUAGAGGAGAAAGAGAAGCCCGCGGCAGCUUCCAAAAGUACAGUAGAUUCGUUUACGACAGAUAAUUAUGAUAAAGAAAAUCAAAAUGGAGAUUCUUUUUACACAAAAAAAAUGAAAUAAAUCCCGCGCCACACAACAUACCUACGCAUACUUCCCACCUACAGGCGCUCCCGCAGCCAGCACGACCUCCAAAUCCAGCAAGCAGGGCGCGUCCUCUCCCAAGCGCCCCCCCGCCGAGCAGGAAGAAGAGGAGGACGAGGAUGACGGCAACACUUACAUCCCCCUGGAUUCCACGAAGCGCGUUUCGCUGUCAAAUUUCAAGGGCCGGAAAUUCAUCGUAUCCCACGAAAAAAGUGUUACAAUAUACACAUUUGUAGUGAAAUCAGCAACACAGAAAAUUUCUCUGCAUGAGAGAGAAAACUUGUAAUGCAGAAAUCCUACGGGAAAACACCUAUGAAAGGAGGCUUCUAUGCGUAUCCGGCAUGACAGAGCUGGUCUGUCUUGCUUGGCCUGCAACACAAUGUGUAACUGUAACAGUUUUUUCUUGCGAUACAUCGACAUCCGGGAGUACUACCAGGCGGACGGAGAGAUGAAGCCGGGAAAAAAGGUAUCCUGAGUAAAAACGUACCCACACCAGAGUUGUAAUGCAGAUUUGCAAAGACAGGAAGACUUGUAGUGCGCAUCCGCAUGAGAGCUAUUUCCAAUCGUGUUUUGGAAUUUGUGAUGCUGUGAACAGGGUCAGCAGAUGAAUCUGUGAUGCGGCUGCACUUGCUAACCUGCACUACACUGAAGAGUGCAACUUGUCAUGCGUGACUCACAAACCUCCUAGGUUUGUGUUGCAAAAUCCCCAUCCUGACUCUGGUGUGGGUACGUUUUUACUCAGGAUAAAAGGGCAUAUCAUUGACAAAGUCGGCCUUUGACAAAUUCGUGGAAUUCGUCCCGGACAUCGACGCAUGGCUCGGAAGUAUAAUUGCGAUUUUUGAACAACUACGGAUUACAAUAGUUUGCCCGUAAUGAUAUGUAGUGAGGUCACGAACGUUCUAUCCUAGUUGUUUUUUUGCCACCUCACCUGCAAAAUGGCCGGCAGUUUUCAAGCGGGCGGAAGUGUUUUUUGACGAAAAAGAUUUUCAAUUAUUAAGCGGCCGGGGCUUUAGCGGCAAAGUAGCCCGGGCGGAUUCUAUCGAUUCCCGCUUGAUAAAACGACGCAGGGGAGCCGGCAAAAGGGGCGCCCUUCUGAGGCGCCCGCCGCCUUAGUUUCUGGCGAUUUGGGGCGCCCAAAAAGGGGCGCCCAAAAAGCAGCAGUCCGAAAAAAACAGCGAAUCCGCAUGGUAUGGGCCUCGUUUUGGCUCACAUUCGGGCCCCGUAAAAGACGCCACCAAAAUCCGCCAUUUCAGAGGCGGACUCAAGGCCAGAAGAUGCGGCAUUUUGACAAAAAGAACAAAAAAAAACAAAAUCCGCCAAAGGCGAAAAGCCAAUCCGCAUGCUACGGGCCAGAUUUGGGGCUCCCAAGGGGCCAACCCUGGCGGGGGCCCUGGCGGGGCCAUAGCAUGCGGGAAAGGCUUUUCGACUCGAAAACAAAUGGAGGCCAGCCCUGGGUCGAGAUUUUCAGUGACCGCCGUGCCGUCGUGCAUAACAUUACUCGCGAUGGCAUGGCGGGCAAAGAAGUCGCGUCUUUUUUUGGCGUGAAGACAAAAAAACAGCCAUGACCUCACUACCCCCGCUGAGGCGGCUAUUAUUGGUAAUUUAUAGUUUUUUUUGGAACUACUCAAACAGGAAAAGAUGCUAUACCCUCCUGUCUUUACAAUGCAAAGUAAUACUUUGCAUCAUAGGGUAGUUCUUUUUUCCGCUUUUUCACCCUGUGCUGCGGGACCGAAUUGAAAUCUUCGAGAAAUUUGGAACUCUCCACUUAAAUUUCAUUUCUACCAUCCAGCCUCAUCCACCGACGGAAAGUUCAGGGAGCUGGACAACGCGAAGCGGGUCAGUAUGACUUGCUCAAACGUUACAAUCUCACGCGUUACAAUAGAAUCUGGAAUUUGUGUUGCAUGAUCGGCAUGACAGACUCGCACAGCGUUCCACCUUUUGCAAUACAAAUUUACCCAGAUUGUAGUGGGGUUUGGAGGUCCGGAACUUGUCAUGCGCAACCCUAUGAGAGUUGGCUAGAUGUAGAUCAUGCUCAUCAUGCAAGACAAAUCUCAGAUUCUAUUGUAACGUUUGAGAUUGUAACGACUGAGCGGGUUAUAGUCAGCUACAACAUUUUCAAGGGAAAAAAACUCGUCGACAUCCGGGAAUACUACCAGGCCGACGGCUAUGGAAGUGUCAGAAUCGAAAUCGACAAAAUCGAAAAAUUUGUGAUGCAUAAAAUGCACGACGCGAGGUAUGUGUCUUGCAGAGCAGGCAAGUGAGGCCGAUUGUAAGCCUGUUUGGGGUUAGAGCUCGAGCUGCUAAAGUAGCAUGAGAAAACCCGUCUUCUUUGCCUAAACAGCAUGACAAACUGGAUUGAAGGACCACCAAAAUUUGUCAUGCGCCACUUAGAAACUGGGUUCCAACUGGCAUCCAUUUUAUGCAUGUUGACAAAUCAUUUCAAUUCUGACGAUUUCGAUUCUGACACUCCCAUAACGGCGAGAUGAAGCCCGGCAAGAAGGGCAUCAGCUUGAACGAAGCCUGCUACCAAAAGUUGAAAAGAAAUAGGACCAGGGUACAGGGAUGGAUUUGAGUGCUGGGCAAUUCAGUUGCCGCGUUCUUACUUAUUUGAAUUUCGUGCGAUAGUUGUACCAGUCAAUGCGAUUUAAGUCCCCAUCAAUAUCAGCGACGCUCACACCUUCCAGACUUCUUUUCGGGUCAGUUUCAUUUCUGAAAGAACAAGAAUGGAGAAUUUUUUCAAUUACGGAUGGUGAAAAAUAUCCCGGAGAACAAUCACGUGUGAGGACGCGAGUGUUAAGUACUGCCUUUUAUCCGGCGAAGAUCUUCUUGCGAAAAAUCUACAGACUCACACAUAGUGUGCUAUAAUAAAUGUGGUCUUUUCGCUCCGGAUCUGUUUUCUGUAUGAACAAGGAAAGCCAUCUCGAGAUUCACUCGUCAAGAACAUAGAAAAUUGAUACGAGGAUCUUGAUCAACAGCCAAGAGAAAUCUUUCCGAUCCGAAACGUAUGGAAUGAAAGGUGUAAAGAUGAUGG
Amoebophrya sp. A120 is the source of this 3671-nucleotide messenger RNA. The record is from the annotation of a GenBank genome assembly. Lineage: Eukaryota; Dinophyceae; Syndiniales; Amoebophryaceae.